AUGCAAGAAAUAAGACAAGAAAUGGGGGGCUUCAGAAGUGAGUUAUCUACUCUGUUUCAAGAAAUAAAAGUUUUGAGCAAAAAUAAUCAAAACAGUGGUCCACAAGAUGAAAACAAGUGGAGAAAUGACCAAAAUGACCAAUCAAAUAGUAGGAGUGGGCAAAAUAAUAAUAGACAGGGAAACUACAAUAAUAGACAGGGAAAUUAUAAUAAUAGACAGGGAAAUCACAAGAAUAGACAGGGAAAUUACAAUAAUAGACAGGAUAAUUUCCAGAAUAAUCAUGAUAAUAGAAGUACUUUCAAUGAUAACAGGGGAAAUAAUUUUUCAUCAGAAAAUCAAAGAAAUGAAAAUAAUCAGGGAAACUCCAGUCUGUCGAGCUCAUGA
This is a messenger RNA of Mytilus trossulus (common blue mussel), 384 nucleotides long. RefSeq lists its product as uncharacterized. The transcript has a single exon. Bases 1 to 384 code for a protein of 127 amino acids. Lineage: Eukaryota; Metazoa; Mollusca; Bivalvia; Mytilida; Mytilidae. The record is from RefSeq and is a predicted model, not a curated record.